CUCAUGCCUCUCUCUCGAUGUCUGAUCUCCCGCCUCCUCCCCCACCUACAUCUGGCCCAGGAACACCCAUGCCACCCGACAUGACCAGACCCCUCAAUGUCACCGAUGCGCUCAGCUACUUGGACGCGGUCAAGAUCCAGUUUCAGGACAGGCCAGACGUGUAUAAUCAGUUCUUGGAUAUAAUGAAGGACUUUAAGGGCCAAGUGAUCGAUACCCCUGGUGUUAUUGAACGAGUGUCUAUGCUUUUCCACGGGAACCCCUACCUCAUACAAGGAUUCAAUACUUUUCUUCCUCCGGGCUACCAUAUCAACUGUACCACCGACCGUCAGGACGUCAACCACAUCACCGUCACCACGCCAAACGGAAUGAUCACAUCUUCGACCAAUUCCAUGUCGAAAGCUGCCCUCUUGACCGUUCCUCCAUUGGCACCCACCCCUAUUGUGGCCUACCCCGCUAUGCUUCCGCCCAUGUCUGCUCCUGCUUCGCGUACGGGAACACCGCACGCCAUGUCCGGGCGUCCUCCUCUACCUCAACAACACAUGCAACAGGGCUAUUACGAUGGGCCACAACCUCCGCAGCCCUAUUCUCCAAACAUGCAAGGCGCAUCUAUGCCCGGUAAUGUGAGCACGAAGUCACAGGUAGAGAUCACAAGAGCACCGCCCACUAGCGAGUUUGACCAUGCCAUUCAGUUCUUGAAUAGGAUCAAGACUAGGUACCCCGAUGGUCCCAACGCGAACACGUACAAACAAUUCCUGGAGAUACUGCAGAUAUAUCGGAAGGAGCAGACAAAUCUGUUCAAGGAUCCUACGACGUAUCAGCAGAGGGAGAAGCAAAUGAUGACCGAUGUGUACGCUCAAGUUCAACUCCUGUUCAAGGACGCCCCCGAUCUGUUAGGCGAAUUCAAGAAGUUUUUGCCCGAGCUUAUGGGAGCGACCGGUAUGGACGCCAAUCACCUCGCUGGGAUAAUGCCUGCCAUCGCCUCUGGAUCGAAUAGUGGAUGGCCCGCAGAACCCAUUGCCUCCUCCUCGACCGCACCCAAAGGCACGGUACCACCAUCCAGAAGACGAAAGCGAGAACCCGCGCAAAAGGACACGCCGCAAAGCAAGGCGGAACCUGGGCGCCAGGAUAGUCGAAAGAAGCCUCGAGUGAGCAAACAGCCCGCGAAAGGACGUCCUCCGUCGCCUGAGUUCGCUGCAUACCGCAACGCGCCCACGCCACCGCCACUCCCGCCGCUUGGCCCAGGUUCCGUCGUUCAUCCCAACCUGGCACCAUACCCGCCUUCAUACCCAGGUCCUCCUCAGCUCUCGACACCGGGGCUCUCGCACGCCCAGAUGGCCAACACGAUGUCAGUGCCUUCCCAACAAGGAGAAGACCCGUUCAGCAAGGAAGUCGCCUUCUUCGGCCACCUCAAACAAGCUCUCCCGGCGGCCGAGCAUGAGGACUUUGUGAAGCUGUUGGGUCUGUACAAUGCGGACAUCAUCGACAUGAAGACGUUGAUGACACAGGCGGAUACGUUUAUUGGCCAUCUCGCGGGUGAUCUCUUGGGCCAGUUCAAGCAGAUCUGUAAGUGGGACGAAAGGAGGAGUGGCGUCGGUAGGGUCGAUCUUGGGCCACCAGGAAGUGUGAGGACUGGUCCGCCGGAGCCGAUUCCGUUUAUGGCUGAUAAGGGGCAAGGACCUAGUUAUCGGAGGUUGCCCGAGAGCGAGGCGAGACUUGCAACGUCUGGACGCAGCCAGCUCGGUCGUUCUGUGCUCAAUGACGAAUGGGUGUCACAUCCUACGUGGGCGUCCGAAGAGGCGGGCUUUGUAGCUCACAAGAAGAACAUCUUCGAGGACCUCAUCCAUAAAACUGAGGACGAACGACACGAGUACCAGAUUCACCUCGAGGGCAUGGCCCGUACCAUCGCGAUUCUCGAGCCGUUGAAUGCCCGGAUCGAGGAACUAUCGGCGGAGGAACGGGCGACGUUCAAACUUCCUCCCGAUCUCGGCGGUCAGAGCAAGGCAAUCUAUCAGCGGACUCUCAAGAAGGUGUACAACAAAGACCAGGGUGCGGUGAUGUACCAGGCUCUGUUGGACAACCCGAUCGCUGCCGUCCCGGUCGUGCUCGCACGUCUGAAGCAGAAGAACGAGGACUGGAAGCGGGCACAGAGGGAGUGGGGCAUAUUCUGGCGGCAGAUGGAGGUGAAGAACUUCUACAAGUCGCUCGACCACAUCGGGAUCAACUUCAAGGCGAACGACAAGAAGAACAUCACCGCAAAGUCGUUCGUGACGGAGAUCGAGACGCUGAGGAAAGAGGCGCUCGAGUCGGGCGAGUCUUUCAAGGAGAGGAAGACGAUGCCGGCCUGUGCGAUAUGGCCGCCUGGUCCGCAGCUCACGUAUGGCUUCGAGGACACAGAGGUCCUGCACGAUUCGCUCAAGAUGGUUUAUUCCUAUUUGGAUCACAACCCGCAGGUGUAUAGUUUGCAGGAGAGGAGGAGCGUCGAGAGGUUCCUGCGCUCGUUUGUGCCUACGCUCUUCAUGGUCCCCAUUCCGGAGUUUAGCGCGGCAUGUGGGUCCACGGACGUCGGCAUGGACGACGACGACUCAAGCGACGAGCAGACCAUGAACGACACGGAAGGGUUCUCCGAGGAUGCGCAGCGGGGAGGGAAACAAGCCGGUAGCGCGCCACAGGUGAACGGGAGCGGUGCUGGUGGGGUUAAUCCUGGACACCUGCGCAAGAAAUUGCUGAAGACUGCCGGGAGAAGUCAAGGGGGCCAGAGAGACACGCCGUCUGCGGUUGGUUCGAGGUCUGGGUCUCCCAUCGCUGUUGAUGCUGCUGCGCUCCCUGCAGCCGCUACGACCAGCACCUCUCACGACGCCGCAGACUCGAUACAGCAGCAGAGACCUGCGCCACCGAGGGCGAAGGAUGUGUGGAUACGUGAGAGUUUGCCGGAUGGGGACAGCGUGGUAUGGGACUCUCAUGUGGAUCGAAGGCCGUUCUUCGCCAAUACGACGCUCUAUACCUUGUUGAGGUUAUUGCAGCUGGUGUACUCGCGCCUGGAGAUGUGCAAGAAGAUCGGCGCCGGAUUCGCAAAGUCAGAUUACCGAUACCUGCUGGCCAACCCGGUCGCGCUCAGGCUGGGCCUAGAGGAUCCUCAAGGGCCGUCGGUAAUCUUGGAGCAAAUGUUAACGACGCUGGGAGGACGGGACUUAGGCGACUCUAAUUUCGUCUACAUUUACCUCCUCGAAGCGUGCGAGAAGCUAUUCGACAACGAGAUGGACCUUACCACGUUCGAGGAGCAAAUGAGGUGGUUCUUCGGGACGAGGGCUUACCACCUGUACACGCUGGACAAAGUUAUCGCUGCGUUGAUCAAGCAGGUGCAGACGGUCGUUUCGGACAACAAAUGUCAGGAGCUAUGGGAUUUGUUGCGCAAGACGCGACAGGAGAAGGAACUGACUCGCCAGGACGUCAUGCGCUACCGACGAGAGGCAGCGAAACAUGUCGGAUCGGACGAUAAUUUGUACCGAGUGGAAUGGGAUGCCACGGCGAAGGAGGUUCGUAUUCAGUUGGUGGGCCCGGACGAGGGGAGCGUGGAAGAGACGAGGUCGGGGGUGACCCGGUGGCGGCAGUACGUGGAGAGCUAUGUGCUGGAGCACGCCACGGAGUGGGUGGGGCGAGGAAGCGAGGGUAGAAAGGGGCGAGGAUCGAGGCCAGUGUUCAUGAAGAGGCUGCUGAAGACGGAGGGCGAGGGGGGCGCGGAGGAUGCCGGGGUGGUCGUCGAGGACGGACUUGCAGUGCGGGUGAGCCUGGGGAGCUACAAGGUGUUCUUCGAGGGCUUCGAGUGUCUGUAUCGGCGUUGAGGGCGUUGAGUCGAUGUACUAUUGUUAGCGUUUGAGAGUAAAUAUAGGCUGUGCUAUACUUAGCAGCCGGUUGGGUAAGCGG
Molecule: messenger RNA, 3921 nt
Organism: Stereum hirsutum FP-91666 SS1
Lineage: Eukaryota; Fungi; Basidiomycota; Agaricomycetes; Russulales; Stereaceae
Exons: 10
Coding region: 18-3839 (1273 amino acids)
Biological process (GO): negative regulation of transcription by RNA polymerase II
Cellular component (GO): chromatin; Sin3-type complex
Molecular function (GO): transcription corepressor activity
Source: RefSeq, a predicted model, not a curated record